This is a messenger RNA of Conger conger (European conger), 1745 nucleotides long. RefSeq lists its product as uncharacterized. The record is from RefSeq and is a predicted model, not a curated record. Gene Ontology annotation, biological process: regulation of glutamate receptor signaling pathway. Bases 130 to 1383 code for a protein of 417 amino acids. The transcript is spliced from 11 exons. NCBI's taxonomy places the organism in Eukaryota, Metazoa, Chordata, Actinopteri, Anguilliformes, Congridae.
CCGCGAGGACUCACCUUUAUAAGAGACAGUAGAGCAUCAGCAUUGAGAACAGCAUUUCGCAGACGCCCGCAUCUUCAACGCACAGGGAUUUACCACCAUCUCACAAGCAAGAAAAAAUCCACCCAGGAAAUGGACAGCAGACUGAUUUAUGCCGUUGCCUUGGUGAUAGGAUGUUGGGUGCUGGCAGCCAAAGGCCUCAUGAUCAACUCCACCCACCCAGUGGGAGCUCUUACCGCCCCCAUCGGUCGUGCCGGCUGUGGCCAGACGAAGACUUGCUUGGAGACCCCAGCGGACUGUGACCCCGAAGGCAACAGUCCCUGCCUGUUUGUCUCUGGCUCCAGGACCAACGGGCCCGGCUUCACUCCCGAAAUUGCCAUCGAGCUGCGUGGAGACUCUGAAAACUACAUUGUCAUGAUUGCGUCCUCCGAUAACACUGAGGGAGGGGGAGAUGUGGCCUUUGUCUGCGCACAGUACAAUAACACACAGCACUUCUUCGCCACGACCUUUGACAAUGGAUCACUGACCCUCAACAAUAAUAUAAUGGUCAGUAAUGUCCUGGCCUCAUUCAAUGAAAAUGUGAUCCGAUGCACCUUCACUGUCCCGGGAUUGAAUGCCGCCCAAUACAUUUUCGCCGGCAAUGGGAACUUCAGCAAUGGACUCCUGGGGGAUCCUGAAAUUACCCUUAGGAGCAACGGCAGUGUGGACCCGAUCAGCACCAAUAUGCCUUCUCCAUCGCAGAACAUGAAUACCAUCCCUGUGGGAGCUCUCAAUGCAGCCAUAAGUCGUGAUACAUGUGGCCAAACGAAGCUUUGCGAGGAGGUUCCAGCGGACUGUGACCCCAGCGGAAAUGGUAACUGCCUGUUUGUCUCCGCCGCCACUGCCACCACCACCAGACCCUCCGGCAUCAAUAUUGCCUUCGAGCUACGUGGAAACACCAGCGGCUACGUUGUCCUCAUUCUGUCCCCCGACAUGAAUCAGGGAGGAGGUGAUGAAUCCUUUGUCUGCGCACAGUUCAAUAAUACCCUCAGGUUCUUCACUGCCUCCUUCGACAAUGGAGCACUGACCAUGACCAACAGGAUGGGAGCUGUCAGUAAUGCCCUGGCUUCACUCAAUGGAACUGUCAUCCGAUGCACCUUCACUGCACUGGGGCUGAAUGCCACAGCCAGACGAUCCCCUGACUCCUCCUUCUACGUCUUUGCUGGCACAGGGGAAUACGAUGGUGUAAGCCUUGGGGAUCCUGUAAUUAGUCUUGCGAGCAACAGCAGUCUGGACCUCACCAACAGCACCAGCAACCUGCCAGGGUGCAAUGGCGGAGCUGGCCUGCACCCCACAUCUCUGGUUUUGUUGGUCCUGCUCAGUGCCUUGAUCUCUCGUCUGGUUUGAGGAGCUGAAUGACGGGCGCCCCCCCACCCCCCCCCACCCCCCCAACCCCCCACCAUCACACUCACUUGAAUGAGUCAAUCAGCACUGUGCCAAAUGGAACCCCAAGUUCUGAUGUUAUAUAUACCUUUUCAUUUACCUCUUUUGCUGAGUAUUUUUGAGUGUGUAUGUAAAGUGUAAAGUAGGCCGAUGUGUUUGUGUGCGUGUUUGUUACAAAUGAAGCCGACCGGUGGAAGUGUGGCAAGCUGUCAUGGUUCUGUGUGCAGACCAGAAUGCUGCAUAAUAGGCUGGCAUACUGCUCUAAUUAAACAUGUAUCAUCACCCUUAUAUCAUUAUAAUAAACAAUGUAUUUUUGUAUUACUUAA